Labrus bergylta (ballan wrasse) is the source of this 1789-nucleotide messenger RNA. The record is from RefSeq and is a predicted model, not a curated record. Lineage: Eukaryota; Metazoa; Chordata; Actinopteri; Labriformes; Labridae.
CUGCAGUUCUCUCGACUUUUUACAACUUUAAGCUCAAAGUGUGUCCUUUAAUGACCUCACAUCCUGUUUUCCCCCACUUCCUUCUGAAUGGACCGGUUUGGGACGGUCCAUCGGCGGCGCAGCGUGGAUCUCUGUUGUUAAGGCGCACAUGUGUCACACCGCUGCACGGCUGAGCAAAGUUUGAAUGCACGACGGUUUCUCAGUAUGCGACGUGGGAUGAUUUGAGGUGGAAGAGAAGACGCAUCGUUGUUGCACCCCUGACAGAAUGAAGACGAGAGAGCCGAAGAUUAUAAACCAGGGCCUUGAGGAUGAGAUGGAGGUGUGGGGGUACCAGCCCUGUCUCUGGAAGAUGGUCCUUGUGGGCAUGGGCGCCGUGUGCUCGGGGGGUCUCCUGCUGCUGCUGCUCUACUGGCUGCCUGAGUGGGGCGUCAAGGGAACGUGCACAUACACGUCGCUGAGGGACGCACGAACGCUGCUGCUCAGGACCACGGAUGAGUUCAAACAGUGGUUUAGGGUCAGCGUUCACGUGAUGGUGGCCCCCGGGAGGAAACCCUUCGACAGCCUGGAUCUGCUGUCCACAUCUCUGCUACCAAAUGGAGACAACAGCAUCAAUUCUGUGCACGAGGAGCAUCAUGGGAAAUGUUCUCAGACACAGACUGCUCAGACCCACUACUUCACCCACCACAGCACUAAAUACUACUGGAACGAUGUGAUGCAGAACUUCGAAGUGUUUCAAGGCUUGGAGGAUUUGAAGGUGAGCUGUGCGCACAUCCACUCUGACCACAGCUCUGGACUCUCUAAAACACUGCAGGAGUACAGGAUGUUGUUUUUCGGCGAGAAUGAGAUUGCUGUGAGAGUGCCCUCUGUGUUUAAGCUGCUCAUAAAAGAGGUCUUGAAUCCUUUCUACAUCUUCCAGCUCUUCAGUGUCAUUCUGUGGAGUUUUGAGGACUACUACUAUUAUGCUACCGCCAUAGUUUUUAUGUCUUCCAUCUCAAUAGCUACCUCACUGUAUACCAUUAAAAAGCAAUAUGUGAUGCUGCGUGACAUGGUGGCAGCACACAGUGUGGUCCGUGUGUCUGUGUGCAGAGGAGAUCAAGAUAUUGAACAGGCCUUGUCAACAGAGCUUGUGCCAGGUGAUGUCAUCAUCAUUCCAGCCAAUGGGAUGAUCAUGCCCUGCGAUGCUGUGCUCAUCCAUGGAACCUGCAUUGUAAACGAGAGCAUGCUGACAGGAGAGAGUGUGCCGGUUACUAAGACCAGUCUGCCCAGUGUAGGCGAGGACGCAUCUGAUAGCUACAAUAUAGAGGAGCACAAGAGACAUACCCUGUUCUGUGGUACCCGAGUUAUCCAGACCCGCUUCUACGCAGGUGAACUUGUGAAGGCUGUGGUGGUGAGAACAGGCUUCAGCACAGAGAAAGGUCAGCUGGUGCGCUCCAUCCUCUUCCCAGACUUCAAACUCUACCGCGAUGCAUACCUGUUCCUGCUGUGUCUGGUGGGAGUGGCGGGGAUCGGCUUCAUCUACACCAUCGUACUCAGUAUCAUGCACAAGGUUCCAGCUAAAACCAUCAUCAUUGAAUCUCUGGACAUCAUCACCAUCACCGUGCCCCCCGCCUUACCAGCAGCCAUGACAGCUGGUAUCGUGUAUGCUCAGCGGCGUCUGAAGCACGUCGGCAUCUUUUGCAUCAGUCCUCAGAGGAUCAACAUAUGCGGUCAACUCAACCUGGUUUGUUUCGACAAGACUGGUACUCUGACUGAGGAUGGUUUGGACCUGUGGGGCAUUCAGAGAGCUGAA